AUGAAGGCCAUCGAAGCCUACGUCGAUGGGCUCAACCUCCUCUCAAUCAUUGUGCUCUACACUCUUCUGUGGUUGAUUACUCCGAGACUCCGUAACCCGACACCAUCGGGUCCCAAGACCAACAAGCUUUACGAUGGCUUGAUGCGCGUCUCCUACAGCAUCAUCUUCAUUGUUGGAUGGGCUUGGUGCAGCAAUGUCAUGUCGCAUGUGGAGGAGCCGUACCUGGAUGAAGUCUUUCAUAUUCCACAGGCUCAAAAAUUCUGCCAGGGAAGGUGGACGGAAUGGGACGACAAGAUCACGACUCCUCCCGGCUUGUACGUCCUUUCGAAGUACUAUCUCGCCAUGAUGCUGCGUCCCGAGUGCUCCGUCUUGGACCUGCGAGGCGUCAACAUCAUCGCCAUCAUCGGCCUCGGCAUCCUGGCCACGCACUGCCGUCACCUCAUUGAGACCCGUCGUAACGACGCCAAGUCUCCAGCGCCGCCCGUCGUGCUGUCCUUCUACUCGAUCCACACAGGCUGGAACAUCGCCUUGUUCCCCGUCCUGUUCUUCUUCUCCGGCCUCUACUACACCGACGUCGUCUCGACCUUGUCCGUCCUGGUUGCCUAUUACCACCAUCUGCGCCGCGUCCGCGAGGAGAGAAGCUCGUUCCUCAGUGACCUGACUACGAUCAUUCUCGGAGUAGUGACCCUGACGAUGAGACAGACGAACGUGUUCUGGGUAGUCGUGUACAUGGGCGGUCUCGAAGCUGUAUCGGCGGUCAAAUCCCUCCGUCCCGCCCCUGCUAAGAAGCCUGAGUUCGGAACUCUGUUGGAUUGUGCCAAGUACCACGGAUGGAGGUACUCCCUAGGAGACAUUCACGAUCCUCCCCUGAAUACUGCCUGGCCAGAUGAUCUCGUUGUCUCCGCGCUCAGUAUCGGCGUCGCCGCCAUCUUCAACCCCUUCCGCGUGUUGAAGAAAGUCUGGCCGCACAUCACCAUCAUGGGUCUCUUUGCUGGGUUCGUGGCGUGGAACGGCGGUGUCGUACUCGGUGACAAAUCCAACCAUGUCGCAACGAUCCACCUCGCCCAGAUGCUCUACAUCUGGCCAAUGUUUGCCUUCUUCUCCUUCCCGCUGUUCCUCCCCUCGGUCAUCUCUGUCCUUCGCUUUGGCCAUGGUCUUUCCACCUCCGUCUUUGGCACGGUUGCCACCAAGGAGACAUCAAAGGCAUCGACCAAGAAUCCCAAGGCGGGAACUGACAAGGACGAGCCGACGCAGAAGCCACCGCAAGUCUCUGCCGCAUACGCUCUCCUGCAGACCAUCGUCGGGAACAAGCUCUACCAACUCGCCCUCACGCUCUUCCUCGUCGCCCUCACCUUGCUCGUCGUCAAAUUCAACACAAUCAUCCAUCCCUUUACUCUGGCAGACAACAGACACUACAUGUUCUACGUCUUCCGCUAUACGAUCCGAAGGCCCGGCCUCUUCCGCUACUACCUCAUCGUCCCUUACACCGUCGCCCGCUGGCUGUGCUGGGACGCCCUCAGCGGCUGCGGACAGGGCGGCUUCCUCUCAGACCACACGCAGGACUGCUCAGGACAGUAUACCCACCUCCGCCCCGGUCCAUUCGAGAACAGCCCCUUCAGCGCCGGGAGCUCGCAGCCCCGUCCGGAGAAGCCGCCUUCCACCGAUGCUCUCGAAAGCGAAGUCGUGGGCGAGAAGCAGGGCGGAGACGCCAAGUACCACCCCUACGCCCUCAUCAAGCUCGACGAGCCGACCUCAAACAGCACGGAGCCCACGUCGUCGUCGACGGCGAUCCUGCUGCUAUUAGCGACCACUCUGUCCUUGGUCACGGCGCCCCUCGUCGAGCCGCGGUACUUCAUCCUCCCCUGGGUCUUCUGGCGGCUCCUCACCCCGGCGUGGAAGGUCCACGAGCACGCGGUCACCCACCCUGUCCUCACAAAGCUCGAGGGUCUUCCGAUCGUCGGUGCGCCAGUUCGGUUCAGCAAGAAAUUCGAUGUCAGGCUGGUAUUGGAGACGUCGUGGUUCAUCUUGGUCAACUUGGUGACCAUGUACAUCUUCAUCGCCAAGCCAUACAAGUGGAGAGACGAGAAUGGGCGGGUUCUCGAUGGCGGCCGGAUGCAGCGUUUCAUGUGGUAG
Messenger RNA from Colletotrichum chrysophilum, 2133 nucleotides. RefSeq lists its product as uncharacterized. The record is from RefSeq and is a predicted model, not a curated record. The coding region runs from base 1 to 2133 and encodes 710 amino acids. The transcript is spliced from 5 exons. Gene Ontology annotation, cellular component: endoplasmic reticulum. Gene Ontology annotation, biological process: protein N-linked glycosylation; dolichol-linked oligosaccharide biosynthetic process. NCBI's taxonomy places the organism in Eukaryota, Fungi, Ascomycota, Sordariomycetes, Glomerellales, Glomerellaceae. Gene Ontology annotation, molecular function: dolichyl pyrophosphate Glc2Man9GlcNAc2 alpha-1,2-glucosyltransferase activity.